Chlorocebus sabaeus (green monkey) is the source of this 1151-nucleotide messenger RNA. The record is from RefSeq and is a predicted model, not a curated record. Lineage: Eukaryota; Metazoa; Chordata; Mammalia; Primates; Cercopithecidae.
GCGGUCCCUCCGCUGACGGCGGGUAAUGCUCGGACAGCGAACUGGCGGUGGGGGGUGCCCGGGCCUCCCGGGCGACGGCGAAGGCGGAGUCCCGGCCCGGCCGGGGAGGCUGGCUGAGAGGCCCCCCCAGCUGCCCGCCAAAGUAAACAAGGCCGCGACGUGCGCUGCGCACUUACCGGGAGCUGCGGCCUCGCGGCCGCUGAGCCCGGACAAGCCAGACCGGGUCAGGCCGGGCCAGAGGGACCGGAUUGGGGAGAAGCGGCGGUAGAGGCGGCGGGCCGACGCCGGUCAAGCCCGUGCUGCUUCCUCCAAAAGAGUCGUCCCGGCAGCUCCGGAAGUACUUGGCGCCGUUGCGUCACUUCCGGAUCGGGGUCGACCGGUCGCUCAGGUCGCCACUGGCUCCUGGUUAGAGGGCCUCUUUAGCGCCGCCUCCUUGCAAUUUAGCGCUCUGACCCAUAGUCUGACUAGGGUACGGCAGGUGCCGACCGCGUCUGGAGCCACCAUUCGCCUACCAGCGUCUCCCGUUGAGAUGUUCUUAACCAACGCGUUUCUCACCGCCUUGUCAUUUCACUGGUACUCCGGGAUCGGGCACGGAGAAGACAUACUGGCGUCGGUGGAAUGUCUAAAGACCAUUGUUUCCCGGCCGCUAUCUGGUCUGAGGGGAGCUGGGCCGGGAAUUUCUGCCGACACCCCGAGGCGGUCGCCGGGUGGCCCCAGAGCCGCAACCAUACCACGCUUUCGCUUCCCCCGCCGCGGCCUCGUUCGCCGCCCAGUUCGACUUACCGUCACCGUGCAAGGUUGCAUCUUAACUGCCUUGCUUGCAGUUUCUUUUCACACUAUAGGAGUUGUCAUCAUGACUUCCAGUUACCUUCUGGGACCGGUUGUCAAAUGGUGUGGCUAGAACUCAGAUUGUUGCUACACCACAGUGGAAAUGCCAGUGUGAAGCCGCUGAUGUUAGGAAGGCUCCAGGGUGUGCAAUUCCGUAGACAACAAAUCAAAUCAUUUCCAACCAUACUGGACUCGUGUAUAUACGCAUUCAAGACACCUGUGCUGGCCGGUCGCUGUGGCUCAUGCCUGCAUUCCCUGCACUUUGGGAAGCCAAGGUGGGAGGAUCGCUUGAGCCCAAGAAUUUGAUGUAGUGAGACCCCUCC